Molecule: messenger RNA, 914 nt
Organism: Gallus gallus (chicken)
Lineage: Eukaryota; Metazoa; Chordata; Aves; Galliformes; Phasianidae
Exons: 7
Coding region: 30-626 (198 amino acids)
Source: RefSeq, a predicted model, not a curated record
GGGGCCACAGCAGGGGCUCCCAGUAGGGGAUGGAGGCGAAAGGAGCGGGGCGCAGGGGACUCUGCCUUGCUGUGCUCUGUGCGGGCAUCGCACUUGCCCUCAAAGGAGAGGGUCUGAGGGACCACAACAUCACCCAGCACAGUGAUAUCUUGGAGGCGACGGGAGCCCCCACCACAGCCACCAGGGAUGUGACAAUGGGACCAGUGAGCUCCCCCAGCCCCUCUGGUACUGGGAACCCCAUCACCAUCACUGUGCCACUGCAAGCAGGUGCCCCAGGGAACCAAACCCGAAAUGAAUCGGGUUUUCCCAUCAGGUACUGGUCCCCCGUCAUUUUCGUGGUCCUUGCUCUGCUCGUGCUCUUCUUCACCUACCGCAGGACCAAAGGCAACGGGACACAAGAGCCAACCACCUCCAUCAGUGACUUUUCAGAUGUGGCCACCGCAGAAAACGACACAGCUCUGACUGUACCUGAUGCCCAGAAGAGUGCAGACAACCCUCCACCCCAGGAGCUGAGCAAGACCACCUCCUGCCAGCCAGCCCCCCCCUCAGAACAGUCUUCCCAGCAGCCCACAGACCCCAUCACUGGAGGCAGUCCCCUCUGCUCUGGGGUUCCAGUUGAUGACUGAGGGUGAAGCAGGGGAGCCAGCAGCUUUUGGACACCCUGAAGGAGCACGAGGCCACUCCAAAAAGACAAGCUGUGCCAACACACACCUGGGCAGGGGACAUCAUAAUGGAUGCUGAAGGACGUGAGCAUCACACACCACCUCAGACCUGCCUAUGGAUGCUCUGGUGCAUGGCCACCUCCCUGCAAAAUGGGGACCUGCGUGGGACACGUGUGCAUUUACUGCACCCAAGGAGAGGGCUUGGGGGGGGAGUCACAACAGAGCCAAUAAAGCAGCCUUUUGCCCCAGAAA